AUGAACGACACCGUGCGCGCACAGAGGCUCGUCGCCGACGACGCAGACCACCUCGGCGCACUCGCAAACCCCGCCGACAUCCACCUCGCCCAGCUCGACCGCGACAUCCACGACCCUCACCGACGAGGAGACUCGCCAACAACACCCGCGCAUGGCGACGCCCGAGACAGCUACGAGCUCGAGCAGCGCUAUACAGACUCGAAGGGCGCACCUGGGCUCGCACACGGCGGACAGGGCGAUGACGACGAGCGCGCGACGGCAUCGGGGGCUUGGGCGGGCGAGGGCGCACACGCGCGGCGGUCUUCCUCGGCGAGCUAUGCGCGGCUGGAGACGCGGGCACGGCGGACAGGCUCGUUCAGCGCAGCACGGGCGGGCGACGGCGCGAGGAGACUCCGCUUCGACGACGGGCAGGGUGGGGAGAAGGACAACAGCGUCGACAAGCGCAGGCUGCAGGUUCUCUGGUGGCGCAGUGCCGCCGUAAACGUCCUCUUCAUCCUCGCGUGGUACUGCUUCUCGACGCUCAUUUCCGUGUACAACAAAUGGAUGUUCUCCGCCGAGCACUACAACUUCCCCUACCCGCUCUUCGUCACUUCGAUCCACAUGCUCGUGCAGUGGUGUCUUGCGGCGGCGGCGAUGAGCUUGUUCAAGGGGUUGAGGCCGAAGAAUAGGCCCAAGCCCGGGGAUUAUGCCACGAAGAUUGCGCCCUGCGGAAUGGCGACCGGCUUGGACAUCGGUCUCUCGAACCUAAGCUUGCGCACCAUCACCCUCUCCUUCUACACCAUGUGCAAGUCCUCGUCGCUCGCCUUUGUCCUCCUCUUCGCCUUCCUCUUCCGCCUCGAGACGCCUUCGUGGCGACUAGCCGGAAUCAUCCUCAUCAUCACCGCCGGCGUCAUCCUCAUGGUCUCGACCGAGACGCAAUUCGACUUUGUCGGCAUGUGCCAGGUCCUCUCGGCCUCGGCACUCGGCGGGCUGCGAUGGAGUCUGACGCAGAUGCUCCUGCACAAAGAGUCGAUGGGCAUGGCCAACCCCAUCGCGACGCUCUUCUGGCUCGCGCCAAUCAUGGGCGUCACCCUCGCGACGUGCAGCCUCAUCUUUGAUGGCUGGGGGAACGUCUUCUCGCACGAGGAGUUUUGGGGAACGAUGGGACGGACGUUGAGAACCGCGGCGGCGAUCACGUUCCCAGGCGUGCUGGCGUUCUCGAUGAACGUGACCGAGUUUGGGCUCAUCCAGCGAACGUCCGUCGUAACCCUCUCCGUCGCGGGCAUCUUCAAGGAGGUCGCCGUCAUCUUCCUCUCGACAGUAGUCUUCCACGACAAGCUCACGCCGAUCAACAUCAGCGGUCUCUGUGUUACCAUCUUCGGUAUCUCGUUGUACAACUACCUCAAGUAUACCCAGUUCACCGAAGCAGCGCUCCGCGCAUCGCACGGCACGCCGCAUCGAGCAGGCGGGCACGGCUUCGACUCGUCGGCGGACGAUUCGUACGAGGAGGGCGCGCCGAUGCUGCCGACGGGCGAGGGCCGGAGAGGGUUGCUGAACGGCUCCGCCUCGCAUCGUCUCUCCGACUCGUCCCCUUCGGCGCCUCACCACUCGCUCGGCGGCGCCGACGACUCUCCCCGCUCGUCCGCCGACCUCGAUGCGCAAGCUGCCGAGCUGCUAGGCGACUUUGACGACCCCGUCCAGUGGCUCAGCGAGUCGGACAAGGCGCACCAGCACGAUGCAGACCGGAUACCGGAGCUCGACCAGUUGUUGGAGGAGGACGAGCGGUUACGGCGGACGGAGGAGAAGGCGCACGCGCUCGAGCGCGAGUUGGAGGAGGGCGUGCGGGAACAUCGGCAGGCGAGGGACGUCGACGUGGGCGACUUGCUGAGCGAGAAUGUCGGCGGGCUGCGAUGA
Messenger RNA from Rhodotorula toruloides NP11, 1893 nucleotides. Its product is annotated as nucleotide-sugar transporter. The transcript is spliced from 9 exons. The record is from RefSeq and is a predicted model, not a curated record. The coding region runs from base 1 to 1893 and encodes 630 amino acids. Gene Ontology annotation, cellular component: Golgi apparatus; endoplasmic reticulum-Golgi intermediate compartment; cis-Golgi network. Lineage: Eukaryota; Fungi; Basidiomycota; Microbotryomycetes; Sporidiobolales; Sporidiobolaceae. Gene Ontology annotation, biological process: UDP-glucose transmembrane transport. Gene Ontology annotation, molecular function: antiporter activity.